Limanda limanda (common dab) is the source of this 792-nucleotide messenger RNA. It is a transcript of the gene hoxa9a, whose product is annotated as homeobox A9a. The transcript has 2 exons. Lineage: Eukaryota; Metazoa; Chordata; Actinopteri; Pleuronectiformes; Pleuronectidae. The record is from RefSeq and is a predicted model, not a curated record. Bases 1 to 792 code for a protein of 263 amino acids. Gene Ontology annotation, cellular component: nucleus. Gene Ontology annotation, molecular function: DNA-binding transcription factor activity, RNA polymerase II-specific; RNA polymerase II cis-regulatory region sequence-specific DNA binding. Gene Ontology annotation, biological process: embryonic skeletal system morphogenesis; anterior/posterior pattern specification; DNA-templated transcription.
AUGUCGACAUCCGGAACGCUGACUAGUUACUACGUCGAUUCCCUCAUUCUGCCCGAGAGCGAGGAGGUCUCCGUGCCGAGGUACUCCUCCGGUCCCGGGCUCCAGCAUGGCAGACAGCCCGCCUCCAUCGGCGACCACGGCGAGCUGGGGACUUGCACCUACCCGUCCAAGCCUCCGGUGUUCGGGCCGCCGUGGAGCCACGUCCCGGCGCAGUUCCCGGGAACCUCUGUUUACCACCACCACUAUGGGCACCACCAGGGCCCGGUUGGCGCCGAUUCGGACGGGCGAUACCAGUCGUGGCUGCUGGAGCCCAUGUCCGGUUCCCUGCCCAUGACCGGAUUACCGACCACCCAUCACUACGGAAUCAAACCGGAGGGUCUGGGGACGCGGGCGGAGGGAGCGCUGCCGGGCUCCCACACCGCGCUGCUGCUCUCCGAUUACGCGAACGGCACCGUGGCCACGACAUCACCCGGGGAGAAGGACGCGCUCUCCGGCCAGACGGGGGACAUGAGCGUGGAAGCGGUGGAAGAGAAACCCAUCCUCGAUCCAAAUAACCCAGUGGCCAACUGGCUCCACGCGAGUGCCACGAGAAAAAAACGCUGUCCGUACACCAAGCAUCAGAUCCUGGAGCUGGAGAAAGAGUUCCUCUUUAACACCUACCUGACCAGGGACCGUAGGUACGAGGUGGCGAGGCAGCUAAACCUCACCGAGAGACAGGUUAAAAUCUGGUUCCAGAACCGCAGGAUGAAGAUGAAGAAGUUUAAUAAAGACGGCCUACCGAAAGACGGCUGA